This is a messenger RNA of Ostertagia ostertagi, 381 nucleotides long. Lineage: Eukaryota; Metazoa; Nematoda; Chromadorea; Rhabditida; Trichostrongylidae. The record is from the annotation of a GenBank genome assembly.
AUGCGAAUCGCCGUUGUUACCUGCAAGGUGAAGCCACCGUCGGCCGAUCAGCUUGAAGUGGACGUGGAAAGCAGUUCUCGCCGUUUGCCAUCCGUGCCUCCACCACAUGACGACUUCCUGCGUGAGCUCAUCCAACUGGCUGCAUUCCAUGGGAAAACAAGACAGGAAGUCUUGGAUGUCGUCGACUCGUUAAGUGAUGAGUACUUCACGCGGAAAAUGAACAAUCUAGCGUUCACAGAAACUACUCCACCUCCUACCGUAAUAUCCCCACGGCCUUCCGUGCAGCCCUCCUACACGCCGUCAUCGCAAUUGCCGUCUCCGAAUGGGCCAACCACUCCGAUACCGUAUAACAAUGUAUACCACAAAUUUGAAUACGUGUGA